Tachyglossus aculeatus (Australian echidna) is the source of this 2747-nucleotide messenger RNA. It is a transcript of the gene MCPH1, whose product is annotated as microcephalin 1. The record is from RefSeq and is a predicted model, not a curated record. Gene Ontology annotation, biological process: cerebral cortex development; mitotic cell cycle. NCBI's taxonomy places the organism in Eukaryota, Metazoa, Chordata, Mammalia, Monotremata, Tachyglossidae. The transcript is spliced from 14 exons. The annotation marks the transcript as partial.
GCCGCCGCCGCCGCCGCCCCGGGGGCUUUAUGGCCGGCCGGCGCCCCCCCCGUGCCCGGCCCGGAGCCGGAGGAUUCGAACCCAGAGCCGGCGGCCCGGCCCGUCCUACAAGAUGUUGUGGCAUACGUCGAAGUGUGGUCUUCCAACAGAGCGGAAAACUAUUCUGAAACAUUUAUAAAUCAGCUUGUAAGAAUGGGCGCAAAAGUGUCAAAAACUUUUAACAAGCACAUUACUCAUGUAGUAUUCAAAGAAGGACGCCAGAGUACCUGGAAUAAGGCCCAGAAGGCGGGGGUGAAGCUCGUUUCCGUCCUCUGGGUUGAUAAGUGCAGGGAAGUUGGGGUACAUAUAGAUGAGUCAUUAUUUCCUGCAAUUAACACCAAUGAAGGCUUAUCAACACUAACUGAAAAAAAACAUAAAUGCAUGCAGCCCAAAGAUUUUGUCGCAAAAACCCCGGAAAAUGACAGGAGGCUACAAAAGAAAUUUGAGAAAAUGGCUAAAGAGUUGGACAGUCAAAAAGCAGCCAUUGAUGGUUCAUUGACUUACAGCCCCACAACUAAGAUUAAAAACGAGUGCCUUGAAAUGGAGAAAAGAAUAAAGGAAAUGAAAGCCAAAAGAGAAAAUCUCUCCUUUACUGAAGAGCCCGUUGUCGAUGAUUUGAACUCAAGUUUCUACGAUUUGCCGGGAAGUAUUAAAAGCGAACGACAGAAGAAAUCGUUCAGAGGCAGCCGUGAAGUUAAAAGUGAUGCUCAGAUCACUUCUUCCGAGUUGAACCCAGGGGAGGAGUCUGCAGCGGCAUCCAGUACCGAUCUAAGUUGGGUAACGCCAAAACGAGCGAAAGAGCAGAGAACAAAGGGAAAAGAGGGUGUGCAACACACUCUGGUAGUUGAACUGCAUAAUGUGGAAAGGGGGCGAUCGGAAGGAAUUUCUAAGGGAACGCUCGUCGACCGAGAUCCAUUAGGCCCAAGUGUAGCCACCCCAAAGAGCCAUCCUUUUCGGCGGGCGAAGGGUCCCAUCCCCAAAAAUUUGACAAAUAAAAUGAAUCACUGUUCGGCUCACUUAAACGCAUCCACUUCUUCCGAUGAACUUGAUGCAGAAGAAAGAUCAAGGGGGAAAUGGCCUUCUAUGAAUCUGACCGCAGCCAUCCUGCAUCAGGGGGCACCUGAAGUCCCAUCCCAAUCGAAGAGUAAAUCCAGGAGUGAGACAUCCAACAGUGAGGACGCGUCAUACGAUGACUAUUUCUCACCUGCCAACCUAAAUGAAAGGACAGCACUCAUUUCCAGGGUUUUUGCGUCUGGGCUUCAGCAGACAUCACCAAGUCCACCUCAUUUAAGUCAAAGAGUAAGUCUUUUCAAGGGCAAGAGGAAGAGCCUCUUAGGUAAGGCCGAUGCCACCCCGGUAUGUAAAAAGAAGACUAGAUCAGUCCAAGGGAGUGACGGUCCUGCAGAGGAGUGCAACGCCGAGCUUCAUCAACCUGGAAAAUGGAAAGGAAUUUUAGUUGCGAAGCCUACGUCAGAGAGGGGAAUACCCACGGCGGUAGAAACUCCACAAUGUUCCAGCACAUCUGACCCUGAGAAAAUCAAGAGCGAGACAGACUCAGGCACUAGAAGUAAAAAUAGCUGCCUUCAUCCUGGGGAAUUGAUGUUUAGGAGUGGCUCCUUGGACGGAGGCCCUGAUGCCUUCCCUACUGUGGAACGAUGCAUUGCCGGAAACCCCCAUCCUGUUGAAAAGGCCUCGGUUUUUGCCGAAACAAAGGAAAAAGAAGAAAAUACUAAUUCUGAGACUUUAAGCACUCGGAGAGGUGAAACGCCAACUGCCACGGUGACUGAAGAACAUGAACUCUCUUUCAAAGAUGGCUCUGAUGUGGAGGAAUCCACAGAAGAAAAGGAAAGCCUAUCCAGAACAUGUGUUCAAAUUUUAGGUGUUAAAAAUGGAAAGGAAAGGCGUGAUGGAGAUGGCGUACAAGAAAACUUCGAGGACCAAAGGAUCAAACCCCAUUGGAAAUCAAAGAAAACAGAGAAAGUCAAAAAGCCAACAAGAACAUUAGUCAUGACAAGCAUGCCCUCUGAGAAGCAGAAUGUCAUCCUUCAGGUGGUGAAGACCCUAAAGGGCUUUUCAUGUCUGCACACUGUAUGCGAGACCACGACCCACGUGGUGGUAGGAGCUCCUCGGCGCACUCUGAACGUCUUGCUGGGAAUUGCCCGCGGUUGCUGGAUCGUGUCUUAUGAGUGGGUACUUUGGUCUUUGGAGUUUGGCUGUUGGAUUUCCGAGGAGCCAUAUGAACUUUCUAAUGACUUUCCCGCAGCUCCCAUCUGCCGUCUGGAACGCCACUUGGCAGGAGGAGAUUACCACCAAAGCCUUUUUUCAAGUCACCCAGUAAUGUAUAUCACUACAACCAGUGACCCACCUUGGCAUAAGCUGGUAGAACUGGUGGAACUGUGUGGAGGGAGAGUGACCAAGAUUCUCCGCCAAGCAAGCCUCUGUAUCGGAAGCUACAAAGGAAAGAAGCAACCUCAAAUCAAGUAUUUGUCUGAAAAAUGGAUCUUAGGAUUGACUGAGGGCCACCAUUUCAGUGUGCAGCUUGUCAAGGGCAGAUUGUACCAAGCAAGAGCAUCAGAGGAGAAAUCAGGUGGAGAGAAAAUGAUACUGACGGUGAUGAUGAUGGGAAAAUUCAGUGGAACAGCAAAGGAAAUUAAACUUCAACUUAUUUAAAUAACGAAGUCAUUCAGUCGUCCUAUUUUUUUGUAGCA